GCGAGGGGUCCUUGCGCCGGACGCGUUCUGCGCCCCGGCGGGCUCGGAGCGCGCGUCCUUCUCUCCUCGCAGUCAAUGGCGCGAUUCCUGAGACUUUGCACUUGGCUGCUGCUGCUCGGCCCCGGGCUCCUGGUGACCGUGCGGGCGGAAUGCAGCCAGGACUGCGCGACCUGCAGCUACCGCCUGGUGCGCCCGGCCGACAUCAACUUCCUGGCUUGCGUGAUGGAAUGUGAAGGAAAACUGCCUUCUCUCAAAAUCUGGGAAACCUGCAAGGAACUCCUGCAACUGUCUAAACCAGAGCUUCCUCAAGAUGGCACCAGCACCCUCAGAGGAAGCAGCAAACAGGAAGAGAGCCAUUUGCUAGCCAAAAGGUAUGGAGGCUUCAUGAAAAGGUACGGAGGCUUCAUGAAGAAAAUGGAUGAGCUUUAUCCCGUGGAGCCAGAGGAAGAAGCCAACGGUAGUGAAAUCCUUGCCAAGCGGUACGGAGGCUUCAUGAAGAAGGAUACAGAGGAAGAUGACUCCCUGGCCAAUUCCUCCGACCUGCUGAAAGAGCUUCUGGAAACAGGUGACAACCGAGAGCGCAGCCACCAUCAGAAUGGUGGUGAGAAUGAUGAAGAAGUGAGCAAGAGAUACGGGGGCUUCAUGAGAGGCUUAAAGAGAAGCCCCCAACUGGAAGACGAAGCCAAAGAGCUGCAGAAACGAUAUGGGGGCUUCAUGAGAAGAGUGGGCCGCCCGGAGUGGUGGAUGGACUACCAGAAAAGGUACGGAGGCUUCCUGAAGCGCUUUGCUGAGUCUCUGCCCUCGGACGAAGAAGGUGAAAGUUACUCCAAAGAAGUUCCUGAAAUGGAAAAAAGAUAUGGAGGAUUUAUGAGAUUUUAAUACCCUUUCCCACCAGUGGCCCUGGGCUGUAACCAGCCUCCCUCCACCCUCCAGUGAGAAACCGUUGGUAGUGUUGUAUUGCCAUGUGUUGCUUGCUUUGUGUGGGUGACUUGAUUGUCUGUAUAUCUAUACAGCCUGAAAGCCAUCCUUUCAGGUUCCGUGUUCCUUUUGGGGUCUUCAAGCUCAGUAUUGGUCCAUUGCAGCUAUCUCGUUUUAAUGCUAAAAUGGUUUCUUGUCACCUUGUUCCUUAUUUUUGACAAAACACCAAUACAUACCUACCUGCAUAUAAAUAUAAUAAAUCCGUUUCCCUAACUGCAU
Molecule: messenger RNA, 1197 nt
Organism: Carlito syrichta (Philippine tarsier)
Lineage: Eukaryota; Metazoa; Chordata; Mammalia; Primates; Tarsiidae
Gene: PENK
Product: proenkephalin
Exons: 2
Coding region: 76-879 (267 amino acids)
Biological process (GO): neuropeptide signaling pathway; sensory perception; chemical synaptic transmission
Cellular component (GO): plasma membrane; axon terminus; neuronal cell body
Molecular function (GO): opioid receptor binding
Source: RefSeq, a predicted model, not a curated record